Messenger RNA from Labrus mixtus (cuckoo wrasse), 1612 nucleotides. It is a transcript of the gene tubb5, whose product is annotated as tubulin, beta 5. The record is from RefSeq and is a predicted model, not a curated record. Lineage: Eukaryota; Metazoa; Chordata; Actinopteri; Labriformes; Labridae. The transcript is spliced from 5 exons. Gene Ontology annotation, biological process: mitotic cell cycle; microtubule cytoskeleton organization. Gene Ontology annotation, cellular component: cytoplasm; microtubule. Gene Ontology annotation, molecular function: GTP binding; structural constituent of cytoskeleton; GTPase activity. The coding region runs from base 104 to 1438 and encodes 444 amino acids.
UUAUAAAUGCAUUGUCCGGCUCUUUCCCACAAGUCUGCGGUUCGCUCGCCGUGCCUGUAGAGUUAACGCUCCUACUCGUCUCUGUAAAACUUUAGCAUCCAUAAUGAGGGAGAUCGUGCACAUCCAGGCCGGUCAGUGCGGUAACCAGAUCGGAGCUAAGUUCUGGGAAGUGAUCAGCGAUGAGCAUGGCAUCGAUCCCACAGGGACUUACCACGGAGACAGUGACCUGCAGCUGGACAGGAUCAGUGUCUACUACAACGAGGCUACAGGAGCUAAAUAUGUUCCUCGUGCCAUUCUUGUGGACUUGGAGCCUGGCACCAUGGACUCAGUGAGGUCGGGACCCUUUGGGCAGAUCUUCAGACCUGACAAUUUUGUCUUUGGCCAGAGCGGUGCUGGAAACAACUGGGCCAAGGGUCACUACACAGAGGGAGCUGAGUUGGUGGACUCCGUCCUGGAUGUGGUCCGCAAAGAGUCUGAGAGCUGUGACUGCCUGCAGGGCUUCCAGCUCACCCACUCGCUUGGUGGGGGAACUGGAUCUGGUAUGGGAACCCUCCUCAUCAGCAAGAUCCGUGAGGAGUACCCCGACCGCAUCAUGAACACAUUCAGUGUGGUGCCUUCCCCCAAGGUAUCAGACACAGUGGUGGAGCCUUACAAUGCCACCCUGUCAGUCCAUCAGCUUGUAGAGAACACAGAUGAAACCUACUGUAUUGACAAUGAAGCCUUGUAUGACAUCUGCUUCCGCACCCUGAAACUUACUACACCCACCUACGGAGACCUUAACCACCUGGUGUCAGCCACCAUGAGUGGAGUCACCACCUGCCUGCGCUUCCCCGGGCAGCUCAAUGCUGAUCUCCGCAAACUGGCUGUCAACAUGGUGCCUUUCCCCCGUCUGCACUUCUUCAUGCCUGGCUUCGCUCCCCUGACAAGCAGAGGAAGCCAGCAGUACCGCGCCCUCACAGUCCCUGAGCUCACCCAGCAGGUGUUCGACGCAAAGAACAUGAUGGCUGCCUGUGACCCACGUCAUGGCCGCUAUCUGACUGUGGCCGCUGUAUUCCGUGGCCGCAUGUCCAUGAAGGAAGUUGAUGAGCAGAUGCUCAACGUGCAAAACAAAAAUAGCAGCUACUUUGUUGAAUGGAUCCCAAACAAUGUUAAGACCGCUGUCUGUGACAUCCCACCCCGUGGCCUCAAGAUGGCCGUCACUUUUAUCGGCAACAGCACAGCCAUCCAGGAGCUGUUCAAGCGCAUUUCUGAGCAGUUCACUGCCAUGUUCCGCCGUAAGGCUUUCCUGCAUUGGUACACAGGUGAAGGUAUGGAUGAGAUGGAGUUCACUGAGGCAGAGAGCAACAUGAAUGACCUGGUGUCUGAGUACCAGCAGUACCAGGAUGCCACCGCUGAAGAGGAGGGAGAAUUUGAGGAGGAGGCUGAAGAUGACGCCUAAAGAUAAAAAUGUGAAGGUCAAUUCUUCAAUAUCAAAACAGGAAAUAAUCAAGGAAUAACCACAGAAGUAACCAUGGAGCAAACGUAGUGUCCGGAGCAUUGCUAGAGUCAAACUUUAGAAUACAUUAGAUAUUGCUAGUGUUUCACUGCCAAUAAAGUUGUGAAAUGAAAAUAA